AUGAGUGCCUCUAAGGCCGUGCGCGGCACCCACGUUGUGCUGCGCGCAGCCUGCGGCCGCCAGACGGGUGCGCGCCGCUUCGCCAGUACGCGCUCCGUAAGAGCGUUGCGUCUCCAAGUCUCGCCGGGGCGCUGGGCACUGCCCCGACGCAGUGGCGCAUCCGCUCUACCGGCUACCAGGUCAUUCCAGACAAGUUGCGCGAAACGGCUGGCCACGGUUGAGGCUGUGAGCAACGCGAAAACCUACGAACACGGUCCCAUUGCCGAGUACAACUCGCGCGUCGAAUCGGGACGCCUGCGCGACGACGAGCACCAGCGAGGGAUCAUCGACAAUCUGCAGGCCCUUCACGUCACCCUCUCCAAGUACCAGUUUCCGCCCGUCGUCCAUCCCACAAUAGAAUCUCUUCAGCCGCCUAAGAAAUCUCUCCUUGGUUCGCUUUUCGGCUCCAAAGAGGAAGGAUGGAAGCCAGUCAUUUCGGAGAACCUCCCGAAAGGCAUAUACAUGUACGGCGACGUCGGCAGUGGGAAGACCAUGAUGAUGGACUUGUUCUUCGACACUUUGCCGACGAACAUAAAGUACAAGACUCGCAUCCAUUUCCACGGGUUCAUGCAGCAGGUGCACAAAGAGUUGCAUAGGAUGAAGCUGAAGUACGGAAACGAUUUAGAUCUCGUUCCGUUUGUGGCAGCGGAUAUCGCGUCAAAGAGUCAGGUCCUAUGCUUCGAUGAGUUCCAGUGUACCGACGUUGCAGAUGCCAUGAUUCUCCGGCGCCUGGUGGAGUCGCUCAUGGCGCACGGAGUCGUUAUUGUGACAACCUCAAACCGUCACCCAGACGACCUGUACAAGAACGGAAUUCAGCGGGACUCCUUCAUACCUUGCAUCCAACUGCUCAAGUCGCGCUUGCGCGUCAUCAACCUGGACUCGCAAACAGACUACCGCAAGAUUCCGCGGCCGCCAUCGGGAGUGUACCACCAUCCGCUUGACGAGUCAGCUAAAACGCAUGCCGAUCGCUGGUUCCGUUUCCUUGGCGACUUCAAAGACGAUCCGCCGCACGAGGCCAAGCAUGAGGUCUGGGGUCGUGAGCUCUCGGUUCCAAGGGCAAGCGGGAAGGCGGCCAUGUUCUCUUUCAACGAACUCAUCGGACGAGCAACAGGCGCUGGCGACUACCUCGAGCUGAUGAGGAACUACGAGGCUUUCAUCGUCACGGACGUUCCUGGCAUGAGCCACAAGUCUCGCGACCUGGCAAGAAGGUUCAUUACAUUUAUCGAUGCGGUCUAUGAGAGCAGGGCUAAGCUUGUUCUCACUACCGCAAACCCUCUCAACGAACUCUUCAUCACACAUGACGAGCUCGAAGAGGCGCAGAAAGAAAACAAACCGGACAGCGGGGAAGAACAUCACAUCCCUGACGCCAUGCGGAGCCUUAUGGAUGAUCUGGGCAUGAACAUGGCAACGCUCAAGAACUCGUCCAUCUUCACCGGAGACGAAGAGCGGUUCGCAUUUGCCCGUGCCUUGAGCAGACUGGUGGAAAUGGGCAGUCAGGAGUGGGUAGAGCGAGGUCUGGGAAUGGAGAAGCUUGGCGGCAAGGCUGAGAAGGAUAGCUGGCUGAAGGUACGGAGCAGAUGGAGGGAAGACAGCAUGUAG
Diplodia corticola is the source of this 1638-nucleotide messenger RNA. RefSeq names its product mitochondrial atpase. Lineage: Eukaryota; Fungi; Ascomycota; Dothideomycetes; Botryosphaeriales; Botryosphaeriaceae. The record is from RefSeq and is a predicted model, not a curated record. Gene Ontology annotation, cellular component: mitochondrion; cytoplasm. Bases 1 to 1638 code for a protein of 545 amino acids. Gene Ontology annotation, molecular function: ATP hydrolysis activity; ATP binding. Gene Ontology annotation, biological process: protein quality control for misfolded or incompletely synthesized proteins. The transcript has 4 exons.